This is a messenger RNA of Clonostachys byssicola, 1119 nucleotides long. The record is from the annotation of a GenBank genome assembly. Lineage: Eukaryota; Fungi; Ascomycota; Sordariomycetes; Hypocreales; Bionectriaceae.
AUGGCUUCGUUCCACGGAUUCUCCGACUUGCCGUACGAACUUCGGCUCCAAAUCUGGGAACAUAGCAUCCGACCGUUAGCAGAGGGCUACUCUGGCAUCCACUAUCUCUCAAUUUCCACGUACAAAAAGAUGUCCAUACCAGGCAUCAACAAAACAGGUCGGGAGCCAGUCAACCGAUCUGCCAGUAUGUGGGAUGUUGGUCUGUGGACAGCAUGCUGGGAAUCUCGUCAGGUAAUCAUGCGCCACUGGAAUAUGGAAAAGAUGUUGGAAAGGAGACGCAUGCUUCAUGAUGCUCAUCAGCCAUCCUCGCUGCUUAGGUCAUGGCCGGACAGGAAAGAGCUUUGCACUACGAUGAACAAGCCAGCUCUAUACACAGAGACCGACCGAAGAGACCUGCAACUCAUGAUUCGCCCAUUCCAAGACGCCUUCUACUUUGACCCGGAAACCCUCUACAAAGCGGCCAGUAUCUCGAUGCACCAUAUAUUCAUUAAUAGCCAUGUGCCAUUCUUUGAACGCAUUGAUGGUAGUUAUGAGUCUGAGCAAAACUUCAUAUUUGAGUUUGACCCCAACUGGCUCAAUGACAAGUGCCAAACCAAAGACCUGUACCUGGAAGAGUCUCCACGUGGAUUCAUCGCAAGAUUGCUGCGGAUCAUUGCAGAUGAUGGGCUCGAUAAUUGCCACAUUUGGCUGAUUGACCGCAGCAUCUGUCAAUCCAGUGUUGGCAAGGAACCCGACGACGACGACAUUGGUGGCUUCUGGAAAAAACAAAGAUCUCAUCGAGUAUUCUAUACCUGCGAUGAAGAGUUUGUGGAUGUUGGAAUGGGCGGAUACCGACGAUUUGAUUCACCUUGGGCGGGAGACAGCGAGUACGGGUCGUGGCGGGGAGACGGCUUCGACAAGUGUGAUGAAAAGCAACUUCGCGCCGCACUUGCGAGGGAAGAGAAUGGAUUCGCCGGCUGCUUCGUACGGAUGCUCUCACAAGAGAAUGACUACUUGACUGAAGUGAGGAAUUAUGAUCCAGACAUGAUGAAAUUUGAUCCACACAUGUUCGAGCGUCAGUGUGAACUUCGGCCUUUUGAAGUGGAAAAGCACCUGCAUGUUCUCGGCUAUAAUAGGUAG